AUGGCCGCGAUGGCACGUCCCACCUCCCCUCCUCGCCACUACUACUACUAUCUCCCCGCCGCGACACUCCUCCUCCUGCUGCUGCAGCCGCUAACGCCGGCGCAUGCGGCGGUGCGUACGGUGAUCGCGCCGCUGCGCGGGUCGAGCGACCGCGUGGAGAAUGCGCGCGCGGCGGAGGUGGGGGAGUUCCUGGCGCGCACAACGGAGAUGAAACCCGUGGUGGAGCGCGGAGCGCCGGUGCACGUGACUCCUCCAGACGUGACCCUGUGUGUGGGCAACGGCUUUAUCGUCCACGCUGUCAACUGCGCAGCGUUGGUGGUGUAUGACACACAGGGGAAGCAUCUCACGCGCAUCAUCCCUCAGAACGAGUUUUUCGGAACGCUCCCAGACUACGUGGACCAGAAAGACCCUAUUGAGGCGUCAGUGAUGGGCGACAACAUCGGGGGGCUCACCUGCACGUACGACCGCAAGGCGCGCCGAUUCUACCUCUCCGCCUUCUGGCUCUCGGGGACGGCCAACAACACGUUUGACAAGUUCGGGCAGACGAGGAGGAGGGGCAACACCACGGUGGGAGCGGGGCUCAAAGUGGCUGCAUCCACCUCCGACGACCCCACCCAGCCCUGGAACACCUUCUUCAUCCCUGGCUCCAACGAUGGCACCAACUCCAAUGCUGAUUGGAUGGCGCCUCUCCACUUCGCCACGUCACAACUCACCACACGCUUUGUGAAUCCUCAAAUCGGCACCGAUGCUUAUGGAGUGUACGUGUCGGCAAACCAGUUCCCGGAGGACUUUUCAAGCCUUUUGGGGCCCAACAUUUUUCACCGCGUCCCCCCUGCCUCUUCCCCCCCCACUCCUCCCGAACCCCUUCACCCAACCCCGCGUCCCCUCAUCCCUCCCCCCCCUGCCAGCGCCAUAUCCAAGGCUCAGCUGGCGCAGGCACAGAACGCCACCAUUCUGCGCUUCGUCGUGCCGGCCUCCCCCACCCCCACCAACCCCUCCUGGACCACUCUCCCUCAGAAGGUCGCAGCAGACGGCUCAUACGACUACUCCCACGGAGGCACCAUGUAUUUCGCCUACACCGGCAGCAUCAACCCCCCCGCACCCAACGAGACCCUACUGUUUCCCAACGUCACCGCUAUGGGCGCCUUUGCUCUCACCGGCACGAUGGCCCUCGGCACGCCGGACGCAGAGAACCGCGUGGAACCGCACUGCGCCGCAGUUUACACCCCGCCGCAUGUCCUCCCGCACGCAGUCACCCAGAAGAGAGGACCCGUGCCGAUAGCCUGGAAGAUGGGACACGGCAUCGCACCCAUCGGGAUAGCGGGUGUGGAUGCGAGUGCCGUGGUGGUGGACCCUGCAAGGAGGCAGAUGUGGGUGUCGUUUAUGUCUGCAGCUGGCAAGGAGCUCAGUGCCACUGCUGUGGUGGUUCGCCUGCAGCUGUCGCUCCGCCCCCAGCGCACGGCGCACACGUUCCGCGUGUUUCUGGAGCGGUUCAAAGCGGUGGGCGUGGAGGGGAAUAGUCUGCUUCAGCCCACCAUGGCGCUCAACAGCCGGGGCGAGGGCAUCCUGGCAGCAUCGCUGGCAGGCCCCAAAUUCUACCCCUCGGCUGCCUACGCACGCAUCAACGGCAACACUGACGUGGGCAGGAUCGUCGUCGCCGGUCCUGGAAAAGCGCCUCUCGACGACUACCUCACGUACCGCUUCAACAUCCCUGUGCUGCUGUACGGGGACUUCAUGUCCGCCACUAUAGAUGAGGACGGCAAUGCGUGGGCGGCAGUGGAGUAUGUGGGCGGCGUGGAGCGGACGGAUUAUAGCAACUGGGGCACCUAUAUCUUUAAGGUGGACUUGGGGGAGAAGAAGGGCGGAAGUGAUGGGAGCAGUGGUGGGAGCAGCAGCGGUGGUGAUAAUAGCAGUGGCAGCGAUGGGGACAAUGCCGUCCGUUACGAUCCCCUUUCUCCACCUGGUUUCUCUCACCCCAUUUCUCUCAAUCGCGUCACCUCCCUUCCCCUCGCCAUUCUACGUGCCUCCCGCCAUUCAACACAUCCCUGCCUUCGUCUCGCUCCCUUUCUUGUCUCUCUCCCCCUUUCCUCUCCCUCCCUCCCUCCCUCCCUCCCUCCCUCCCUCCCUCCCUCCCUCCCUCCCUCCCUCCCUCCCUCCCUCCCUCCCUAUCUCUCCCUUCCAUUUCUCCCCGUCUCCUCCUGCCUCUCUGCCUCCAACGCACCACACACCUCCGUUUCGUUCUCAACACUUGUCCUCCCGCCUGCCCAGCACCGCCCGCCGACCGGCAUCGAAGUGCUCUUUGCCCUCCGCCCCUCCACUGCUGCUGCACCCCCUCCCGCCUCUGCCGCUCCCUCCUCUGAUUCUCCUCCCUCUGCUGCUGCUCCUUGCUCUGCGGUUCGUUCACCUGAUGCUGCUCCCUCCACUGCCGCUGACAAGAGCUCGUUACAAGCACAAUCCGCUGCACCCUCCACUGUCUCUUCCAAGAGCUCGUUACAAGCAACCUCCGCUGCACCCUCCACCGCCCCUGCUAAGACCCCGUUUCAAGCACCCGCUGCUGCACCUCUCACAGCCUCUCUCACAAUUGUCUCCCCUGCCGCAGCCUCCGCAGCCCCUCUCAAGAGCGUGUGCAAAGAACCCUCCGCUCCUCCUCCCCCCUUGAAACGCCUGUUAAAGGACCCCUUCUCUAUUACCACCACAGCCUCUGGCAAGACUGGUUCCUCCUCCGCCGCUGCUGUCACAGCGCCUCACAAGAGCGCAGUGGCAGCAGCCCCCUCUCCUGCCCCCACUGCCCCAUUCAAGACCUCGUUACAAGCAACCCCUGCUGCUCCUUCCACUGUCCCUGCCAAGAGUGCAUCAGGCACCCCACCUGGCCUUUCCACUGCUGCUCCGAAGACCUUGUUUGGGAAAGCCCCUGCUGCUCCCGCCCAGGCCCCAAUUAAGCAUUCAUUAAAAGCACACCUAGCUGCUCCCUCCACUGCUUCUGCAAAGUAUGCUUCAGAAGGCUGGAGGUCGGAAGCGGGCGGUGCAGGUGCGGGGAGGGGUGGUGGUGGGAGGGAAGCACAGGAGGGUCCGUGGAGAGAGGGCGGCAGACUUGGAAAGGGCGCAGAAAGAGAAGGGAGUGGUGGGCAUGUGAAGAGUAGUGGGCUUGUGAGGAGUGCUGGGGUUGUGAGGAGUGGGAGCAAGGAAGGCAGGGGGUAUGGGAAGAGUGUGAAAGCCGGUGGCAGGGUAGGGGCAGGGAGAGGUGGAGUGGACGGUGCAGAUGCAGGGAGGGGUGGAGUGGACGGUGGAGAUGCAGGGAGGGGUGGAGCGGACGGUGGAGAUGCAGCAGGGAUUGCAGGGAAGGUAGACAGGGGAGUGGCGAGAGCUGAUGGUGGGGGGUUAAGAGUGGGGGGUGAGUGGAGAGAGGGGGGCAAGCAGGUGAAGAGUGCGUGGGGCGUGGGGAGCGGGAAGGAUGUGAAGGCUGGUGGCAAGGCAGGUGCUGGGUCAGGUGCUGGGUCAGGUGCUGGGUCAGGUGCUGGGAGUGUGGGGAAGCAAGGCACAGGAGUGGGAAUAGGUGGUGGUAAUGGUGGCGACGGGGGUCGAUUGGAGGGGAAGAGACUAGAGGGUGCUUGGCUGGCGAAGGGUGCUGGUGGGGCUUCAGGGAAGGUGAAGGGUGUGGGGCCGCCUGGGCAUGCUGUGAGAGCUGGAGGUGUAAGAAAGGAAAAUGUGGGGACAAGUGCAUUUCGCAGGGGGAUGGUCACCGGUGGUGGCGAGCAGAGAAGAGAAAGAGAUGCGGUUACAGGAAGCAAAGGGGCACCCGUCACAGGAAAGGUGUUGGAAGGGAAGGGGGUUGGAGUGAGGGAACACGGAGGGAGGGAAUACGGAGGGGCCAAGAUGGCACCAACAACCAUAGGCUUCAAACUGGGAGGCAGAAAAUUGGGAGGGAGCAAGAUGGAAGGGAGCAAAGAAGGGAUGAGGAUAGGAGCAGCAAAGGAGAUUGGUGCAAAGAGAAUGUGUGAAAGCAAGGUGGUAGAAAAAAAGGGUUACUCAAGACUGGUAAAAGUUGGAGCGUUGAGGGCAAAAGCAUUGGAGGGAAAGCGUGAGAAGGGGGGAGAUGAGGGAAGGGACAGAUGGAGGGAUGACUGGAGUGAGAGGAGAGAGGAUGAGAGAGGGAGGAGAGGGGAUGAGAGUGAGAAGAGGACAGACGAUGAAAGUGAGAAGAAGAGAGAGGAUGAGGGUGAGAAGAGAGAGGAUGAGAGUGAGAAGAAGAGAGAGGAUGAGAGUGGGAAGAGAGAUGAUGAGCGUGAGAAGAGGAGAGAUGAUGAGAGUGAGAAGUGGAGAGAGGAUAAGAGUGAGAAGAGGAGAGAGAAUGAGAGUGAGAAGAGGAGAGAGGAUGAGAGCGAGAAGAGAGAGGAUGAGGGUGAGAAGAGGAGAGAGGAUGGGAGUGAGAAGAGGAGGGAGUAUGAGAGUGCAAAGAGGAGAGAGGAUGAGAGUGAGAAGAGGAGAGAGGUCGAGAGUGAGAAGACGAGAGAGGUCAAGGGUGACAAGAGGAGAGAGGAUGAGAGUGCGAAACGAAGACAGGAUGAGAGCGAGGAAGUGAGGGAUGGCCGGAGGGGGGAAGAGUGGGAUUCUACCAGCAGGGAUGUGGAGAGGACGAAAGGGAGAGACAAUGCUAGACAGCAGCUGUUGGAGCGUGGAGGGGAAGGUAGUAUGAAUACCAGGCAGCAGUUGUUGGGAACGAAUUGGAGUACUGAGGAGGAGGGAUGGGGGAUUGAUGAGGAGGAAUGGAAUGAGGAGGAGGAGGGGAAAGAGGAGGACAAGCAGGAGAAGGGGGGGGAGCAAGAGGAGGAGGAAAAGGAGGGGAAGGAGGAGAAGCAGGGGCUAGGGGAGAAAGAGGAGGGAGAGGAAGAGAAGGGCAAGGUACAUGAAAGAAGGGAAAGGAGUCUGGGGAUGGAAAUAGGAAGCGAGUUCUGUGAUGCAAUCAGUGGGAGGCUUGGAGGAGCUAGGCAGGUAUUCACUGGUGUUGAGGAGGAGGGUGGCAGUGCUGUGAGCCUGAGAGAUAGUGCAGCCGCUCACAGCACGGCCAUCCUCGCUCCUCCUCCUCUCCCUGCUGAAGUGCUGAUGAUGAGAGCGGAUGACGCAAGAGAAGGGGAAUAUGAUGAGGCUGUGGGAUUAACGACUGAAGGCAGUGAUUCAGGAGUGUGGAUGAUGGUUGAUGAAAUGAAGGAGGGAGUUGUUAGGAAGGGCGAGGAGGAAGAGGAGGGAGGGGUGACGGGAGAGAAGGAGAGAAGGAUAGAGGAGAAGGCGACGGAAGAAGUAGAGGAAGGGGAGGAGAUACGGGAAGAGGAAGUGGAGAAAGUGAGGGGAGGGGAAGAGGAGGAGAGAAGGGAAGAGCAAGAGGAGAGGAGAAGGGAAGUGCAAGAGGAGAGGAGAAGGGAAGAGCAAGCAGAGAAAAGAAGGGAAGAGCAAGAGGAGAGGAGAAGGGAAGUGCAAGAGGAGAGGCGAAGGGAAGAGCAAGCGGAGAGAAGAAGGAAAGAGCAAGAGGAGAGGAGAAGGGAAGAGCAAGAGGAGAGGAGAAGGGAAGAGCAAAGAGAGAGGAGAAGGGAAGAGGAGAAGGAAAGGGAAGAGGAAGAGCAGGGGAGGAGGGAAGAGGAGAAGCGAAGGGAAGAAGAAGAGGAGGAUGAGAAAAGAAGGGAAGAGGAGGAGGAGAAACGAAGGGAAGUGGACGAGGAGAAACAAAGGGAAGAGGAAGAGGAAGAUGAAAAAAGAAGGGAAGAGGGAGAGGAGAAACGAAUAGAAGAGGACGAGGAAGAGGAAGAUGAGAAAAGGAGGGAAGUGGGAGAGGAGGAAGGAAGAAAAGAGGGAGAGGAGAAACGAAGGGAAGAGGGGGAGCAGCAAAGGAGGGUAGAGGGUGAGGAGAUCAGCGAAGAGGAGGAGGAGGAGGAGCAGCGAUGGCAGCCCCUGGCAGAUGGGCGAAAGGCGGAGCCAAGCAGUGUUGGAGGGGGGGCUGAGGAGCAACAUAUGCUGGACAUGAUGGGUGGCGGCUUCCGACCAGUCAGGAGGCGAGUGCUGCGCUGUGCCGUGCAACAGGAUGGCAUGCAGCAUGGCAUGCAGCAUGAUGGCAUGCAGCAUGGCAUGCAGCAUGAUGGCAUGCAGCAUGGCAUGCAGCAUGAUGGCAUGCAGCAUGGCAUCCAGCAUGGCAUGCAGCAUGGCAUGCAGCAUGGCAUGUGGUAUGACAUGUGGUAUGACAUGGAUGAGGAGGAUGCUGCAUGGCUAACGGCCUACAACAGCAGAUUCACCCAUGCUUAUGAGCCUCAUGCCCAUGCCCAUGCGUAUGUGCAUGCUGAUGAGACGCCUCCGAACAUGGGUCUGUCAGAGGAGGCAUUUGAGGCGUGCAUGGCCUCCCUGGACCUUCACCCUGCUACUCCUUCUGCUGCUGCUCACAACAUCGCCUGUGAUGCUGUUGCUCCUGAUGUUGCUGCCACAGCUGCUGUUGCUGCUGUUGACAAUAAUGAUGACAACGCUGCUGCUGAUGUGGAUGUUGCCUCUGCACGUGCUGCUGGGGUGAUGGCCCAUGCUGAUGCUUCUGACCUCGAGCUCCCCAUGCAAGGAGGCUUGAGGGCAGCAGGAGAGGAGGGCGGAAUAGGAGCACCGCAGGGGCCGACAACCCUGCGAGAACCACAGGGGCCGGAGGAGACAAGGACAAAGGCAGUGCGGCAUGAUGCAGAAGAGGCACUGCGAUGCGAUGUGUGCUUCCAGCCGGGGGAGACGCCCUACAACCCUCCCUCCACCAACUCUGCUAUGGCGCAGUGGGCCUUCCCCCUCUCUGCUUCGAUACUAAGUCCCUGCCCUCUCCUGUUUCCUGCAUGCUGUCUGCUUCUCUCCUCACCUAACCCUCCCUCCCAUCCACCCUCUCCCUCUCCCCCUCCCCCCAUCAGUUCCUCUGCUGCUCCCUCUGUGCCACAGCCGUCCACCAGCUGUGCUAUGCAGCAUUCCUCUGCUGCUCGCUCUGCGCCACAGCAGUCCACCAGCUCUGCUACAGCGCAUUCCUCUGCUGCUCCUUCUGCGCCACAGCCGUCCACCAGCUCUGCUACGGCGCCGUGGGCCUUCCCCCCCUCUGGGCUGCCGUUUGAGUCAUCCUUCACCUAUUUUCCCCCCAAUCCGCCCCCUCACCGCUAUCCACCUCUCCCCCCCCACCAGUUCCUCUGCUGCUCCCUCUGCGCCACAGCAGUCCACCAGCUCUGCUACGGUGCUGUGGGCCUCCCCCCCCUCUGGGCUGCGCGCUCCCUCCUCCCCCCCUCCUUGCACGCCCCCCCCCUGCCGUCGCUGCUCCCACUGGCUAGCGACGGGAAGGCAGAGGGAGAAGGGCCAGGUGGAGAGUCAGGUCAGAGUGGGCAUGGUGCUGGUGGCGGUGCUGCUGGUGCCACUGCUGGUGAUGGUGCUGCUGCUGGUCAGGGCAUGCAGCUGAGCAAGCAGACAGCAGCGAAGCGGUUCAGGUGGCGCUGUGUGCCGUGCCAUCUCUACGCCAGAGCGUGCAGCGGUGGUGGCGGCGGCGCUGCUGCUGCCAGCACCUGCUCCCAGCCGCCUCCCCUCACGGUAGAGGGAGGGAGGGAGAUGCCAAGUGGCGCUAUGUUCGUCCCGUGCCAUCUCUACGCCCAAGCAUGCAGCAGCGGUGGCGCUGCUGCUGCCAACACCAGCCUCCUCCCCUCACGUGAGUACCAGGUGGUUCAAGUCAAUGUGUACAGUGUGCCGUGCCGUCUCUACGCCAGAGCGUGCAGCAGCGACGGCGGCGCUGCUGCUGCCAACACCUGCUCCCAGCCGCCUCCCCUCACCGUAACAGGAGGAGGUGCAUCAAGCCGUGCUGUCGAGACGUCUCAACAGCCCUCCCCCCCUCCCCUCAACUCCCCCAGCUGUGCCUUGUGUCGCUUAACCGGAGGAGGUGCGUUCAAGCUGUGCCUGGACGGGCCGAUGCCAGCCGAAGGGCGUGGGGAGCGGGGGGAGGGAGCAGAGGAGAAGUUGAUCGGACCAGAGGGGCAUUCCGCCAGGGCUGAGGGGCGAGUGGGAGGAGCAGUGGCGGCAGGGAUCAGAGGGGAUGCUGGUGGGGAGUCGGGUGGUGAAAGGAAGGAGGUGGGGCAGGGGAAGGGCAGGUACAUGCAGGAGUGGCAAGCAAGGGUGGGCAAGAAGAGAGAGGGUAGCGGCUGCCAAGAAUUGGGCAGAGGAAUGAAAGGAGAGGGUGAGGCGAACGCAGUGGGUGCUGCUGGUCCUGUCAUGCUGAAAGAGGAGCGCAGUGGGGUGAAGGAGGGAGUUGAGCACAGGUUGCUGCAGAGGGAGCGUGGCAGCGGUGGGAGAGAUGCGGCAGGGGAGGUGAAUAGAAUCUGCAGUGCAAGUGGUAGCGGCGCGGGCCGAGGGAAACGUGACCCGAACAGGGGUCAAGAUGACAAGGCUACGUGCUUACAAGUCAGUGACGCGUGUCAAGAGGGCAAGGCGAGGCAUCAAGGAGACAUGGACAUGCCAGCUGCAGCAUCGGAAGGCAUGCCUCUUGCAUUGAGAGGCAUCCCAGCUCUGAGUCCCUUCAACCCAUCAUGUGAGUCCCUCUGUCUCUUCCCGCUCUUCUCUCCUACCUUUCUCGUGUUCCUUCUCUCCUCCUCCCGUUCUCACUCUCCCUCGCCCCUUCUCACUCUCCCUCGCCCCUUCUCUCUGUCUAACUCUCCCUCCGUACCUCUUCCUCUCUGUCCCUCACCCCGUACUCCCUUUCCAAACUCUCCUCUCCCACGCACAGGGGUGUGGCAGCUGCUGCAAAGAAGAGGGCAGAAAGCAGACAACAUUUGGCGGCGCCAGCAGCAGCAGCAGUGGCGCGCUGUGCCUUCUGCCAUCAGGCUGACAGCCCUCUCGAUCUGCUCCCCUGCGCCUACCCUCUCUGCCCCACCCGCUUUCACGUUCGCUGCGGCCUGCUGCAUGGCUGCUCCGCUAUUAUUUAUUCUCAACCUAAAGUACCGUCCUAUCCCCUCUAUCCCUCACAUUCCUCUCUCACAGGUGCGAGAAACUGACUUGUACCAGCGCCAGGUGACGGCCUUCUGUACCGCACAUGCUGCAGGUGUGCAAGGGGGUGAGGAGGCAGCAGCCGCUCCCUCAGGUGCCCAUGGCACACAUGACACUGCCACACAUGGGACUGCCAAGCAUGAGAACACAGCAGGGGUUGUCGUCAGUGUGACAGCAGCGUCUUUAGAUGAAGGCUGUGGUGGGGCUCUGGUGGAGAGGGAGCAGAGACGUGUAGACAGAGAGAAGGGGCACGUGGGGGCAGUGAAAGCGGCUGUUGAUUUGAUGUCUCAAGGGUGGGAGCCGGGGUUUCUGGGGGAGCAUAUAGGUGCAGCGAGGGGGCAUCUGGGGGCUGUGAGGGAGCAUUGGAGGAAGCGGAGGGAGGCGAAUGGAGGCAUGCCCUCACUGCUUCACCUCGCACAUGCCCGAAUGCAGCAGCUAGAGGCGGCUCAGCUCACACCAUCAACACCCCUCCACGAGAAUGUCUCUCCUUCCUCCAACCUCCCCUGUCCUUGUGCUGCUGCUGCUGCCCCUGCUGCGGCCACCGUUGAUGGUGAUGGUGGUAGAGCUGGUCACGAUGAUGGUGGAUAUGAUGGGUUGAGUGCUGAUGGCGCAAGGGACCCGUGGGAGAUGCAGCAGGUGCAGGAGACAGAGGAACACGAUGAGAGGAAGAGGGAGAGUGGUGAGAGGAGAGCAGGAGUGCUGAGAGAGUGCUUCAAGCGCCGCAAGGGCUACGGCGUCAAGGGGUGGACCACGGCCCUGCGCCAGCCCUCCUACACGUGCCAUGGGUGCCUGGGGGAGGAGGCACGUGCGGAUGUGAGCGUGCAUGGGGAUGCGGGCAUGGGUAUGCCUAGGGAUGCGGAUGUGCAUGGGGGUGCGGGCGUGCUUGCACGUGUCACGGGGCAGGCAGGUGCUAGUGGUCAUGCGGAUAAGGGUAAAGUUAAGGGAGGGCGUGUGAAGCGAGCGAGGAGGCAAGUCGAGGAGGAAGAGGAGAAGCCAUUGGGUUGCGAGGAAGAGAAGGAAGAAGAAGAGGAGCAGGAGGAGGAAAUGGAGGAGGAGGAAGAAGAGGAGAAAGAGGAGGAGGAGGAUGAGGAGGAAGAAGAGGAGGAAGAGGAAGAGGAGAGGCGGGGUGGAAGAGACAUUGAUUUUGAAGAGGAGAUAGGGGUGGGUCUGCUGAGCAGGGGUGGGGGAAGGCGAGCAGGGGAGAGGGAGAGGGCGAGCAGGGACAUGGAGAAAGGGAGAGGCAGGCAGGUGAGAGGAAGAGGCAGGGGAGACGGAGUGAGGGCCAGUGAAUGGGUGGCAGAUGUGCCAUGCAGUGAGGAGGAAGAAUCAGAAGGGAUGAGAUUUGGAGCAAGGAGCAGGGGGAGAGGUGGAAAGGUUGGGCGCAGGGGAAGGGACGUGUGGGAAGUGAGUGAGGGGUUGGUUGAGACGAGGAGUGAGUUGGAGGAGGAGGAGGAGGAGGAGGAGGAGGAGGAGGAGGAGGAGGAGGAGGAGGAGGAGGAGGAGGAGGAGGAGGAGGAGGAAGUGUGUGGGCGAGUCCAAAAUAACAGUGAGUUUGGGGGGCCAGAGGAGGAGGGGCAGGAGGGCAGUGGCGGGGAGGAGGAAGGAGAGGGUAACUGGGUGCAUGUGGUGGUAAAAGGGGAGAAGGCUGAGCGAUUGCAGUUGCAAGAGAUAGUGCAUGUGCGUGUGGUGAGCAGGGAUGGGUUGAAUGCGGUGAACAGUGAGAGUGUAGAUUUUGAGAUGGAGGGUCAGGAGAGAGUGGGAACAGAUGGUGUUAAGUGGGAAGGAGAGGGGGAGGAAGAGGAGGAGGAGGAGGAGGAGGAGGAGGAGGAGGAGGAGGAGGAGGAGGAGGAGGAGGAGGAGGAGGAGGAGGAGAGAAGGGAGGAGGAGGAGGAGGGAAGGGAGGAGGAGGAGAUUAUUAGUGAUGAGGGAGAGAGGGCCACAAUGGGGAGCUUCGGGGAAGAGGAGGCGGGAGCAAUGGUAGUAGAUGAGGAGGAGGGAGGGGAGGGAGGGGAGGGAGAGGAGGAGCAGUGGAAGCAGGAGCUGUGGAGUGAGUUGGAUCGGAUGGUGGCGGAAGUUCAGGAUGUGGGUGGAGGCCACGUGGGUGGAGGCCACGUGGGUGGACUUGCAGGGGACAUACUGGCGAGUGGAAUGGAAGAGGCAGAGGGACACGUGGGGAGGGGUGAAGGCAGGCACCGGGAGAGAAAGGAUGGCGAGGUGGGAGGAGUGACAUGGGGCCAUGUGCAUGGUAUGGCAUCAGGGGAUUCACAUGCACAUGCACAUGCACAUGCCCACACAUUUGCAUCUGUUCGGUGUAUCACGCAUGAGCCCCCUCAUGUGGACACGCAUGGGGGUUUGCAAGUAGAGCAUGGGGGGCUUGUGGGGCACGAAGGGGUGAGGGCGGAGGGAAAGGAGGGCGGGGUGGGAGAGGAGGAGCAGUGUGAAGCAGAGGGGCGCACGGAGCGAGUUCGAGAGGAUGGGAGGGAGUUAGCUGGGGGGGUAGUGAGUGUGGAUGGGAGUGUGGGAGGUGAGGGUGGAAGCAUGGCAGCUGCAGGCAUGGAUAAAGGGCUGUCUGCUCCCUGUGACUGGGGCGGAGAUGACGGGGAUGGUGAUGGUGAGGGGGAUAAUCACGAGGCUGUAAGAGAGGAGGGGUGUGGUGCAGGGCACUCGGGACUGGCGAGUGGCAUGUGGGGGGAUGGGGACCAGGGGCAUGGCUCUUGGGGAGCAGAUGGGGGAGGGGAGGGUGGAGCGGGAGGAGGGGAUGGUGGGGAUGAUGGGGAUGGAGGGGAUGGUGGGGAUGUGGGGGAUGAAGGGUGGUGGAGCCGAAUGUUUCCUGAUUCUCCCUUAGCCCCUCACGAACAGCCUCACACUCACCAGCAGCCGCCCAGUCUCGAGCUACACGUCAGUGGAAUGACUCUUGGCUCAAUCCAUCCUCCUUCACAGCUACCCCUUGACGCCCCUCAUGCUCUCUCUCCCCCUGGUCUUCCUGCCGUCCCUUCCCCUCAUGCACAUGCAACCCUGUCCCCUCCUGUAUCCUCUUCCUCUCCCAUGCCCUCUUCCCCUUCCAUGCCGCCUCCCCAUUCCGUAACCCUAUUCGCUGCUGCACCCACUACUACUGCUCCAGCCGCCAUGCCAUUUCCCUCCCAUGCCACCCCAUCUCCCUCCCACGCCACCCCAAGCCUCCCCUCGUCUCCCUCCCGCUCAACGCCUCUCAUCAUGCCCUCUCCCUCCCACACAGCCCUGCCAAUUCCUCCAUCCCCCUACCCAGCGCCUUGCUCCAUCCCUCCCCACGCCCCACACUCACUCAUAGCUUCGGCCCUCCCUCUGCUACCUCCUGCUCCUCCUCUGAUGCCCCAUGCCCUGCAUCUGCCUGCUGCACUUGGUGCAGGAGGGGCAGAGGCAGAGGGGCAAGAUGAGGGACGCGAGGAACCGGGAGUUGUGGGGUUGCAAAGGGGUGUCGGACAAGGGAUGGGCGAAAGGGAGGGGUCAGAUGCAGGGGAGGUGGGCGGGAGGUGGGGCAAGCGGCAGAGGGUGGAAGUGGGGGGAUCAGCAGCAGAACCAGACAGCUUGGAGGUGCAUGGCAGUGGUGGCAUGGUGGGGCAUGGCAGUGGGGGCAUGGUGGGGCAUGGUAGCAGGAAUGCGAGGCUCAACUCGGGUGCAAGUAUGAAGGCAGAUGUAGGCGAGCUUAUGGCGGGGUCAAGGGGCGGCAACAGCUUGCAGCAUUCUAGCAGCAGUGAUGGCAGUGGUAGUAGUGAUAGCAGUGACAGCACCAGCAGCAGCAGUGUCAGCAGCAGUAGUGAGGAGACGAGUAGCACCAGCAGCGGCGACAGUAGCAGCAGCAUGAGUAGCAUGAGUGGGGGCAGGCAAGCCACUACACUUCCUGGUGGUGAGAGGAGCAGGAUGAGGGAGGAGCAAGGGAAGAAUGCAGGAAGAAUGGUGGCUGGGGAAGGGACCUCGGGAGCAGGAUCGGCAGAAGGCAGAGAGCGAGAGGAGGAAGUGGGGAACAGCAGCGGUGGGAUGAGGGUGGAGAGACGAGGAGGGAGAGUAGAAGGUGAAGGGGGGAGGAGCACACCUGUACUGCAGGGGAUGCGAGAAGACAGGGACGGAGGAGGUGGGGGUGGUGUGAGGAGAGUACGUGAGGACAAGGGAGGAAGGAAUGCGGAAGGGGAGAGGAGGAGCUUUGAAGGGUCCCGAAAAUCUGGAGGGGAAAGGAGCUGGGGCAAGGUAGAGGGAGGUAGGAGGGCCGGGGCGAGAGGGGUUGGCAGCAGUGGAAGGGGAAGUGGUGAGGGGAGAGAGUGGAGAGGUAAUGUGCCAGGUGGGGGUAGUAGGGAAAGGGUCUCUGGAAGCAGGUUGAGGGGAGGGGAGGUGCAGAGGGUGAGGGGAGGAGAGGAAGCGAAUGCAGGGCGUGAUGAAGGGUCACUUGGGAAGAGAAGGCGAGAAGAGAGUGCAGAUGGGGGAAAAGGGAGUAGUGGUUGGCGGGAGAGGCGUGGAGACGGGUGGGGGAGGCGUGGAGAUGGGCGGGAGAGGAGUGGAGAUGGGCGAGAGAGGAGUGGAGAUGGGCGGGAGAGGAGUGGAGAUGGGCGGGAGAGGAGUGGAGAUGGGCGGGAGAAGAGUGGAGAAGGGCGGGAGAGGAGUGGAGAUGGGCGGAAGAGGGGUGGAGAUGGAUUACAGAAGGAGAUUGCACAGGGAAGAAAGGAGGGGAAAAUGCAGCAAGGGAUGGGGAAAGGCAUGGGAUAUGAGGGGAAGGGCAUGGAGCAUGUAAAAGGUGGUGAAGAGGCAAAGAUGAGUGAGGAUGAUGUGAGGGCAAGUGGAGCAGAAGGAUUGGAGGUACAGGGAGAUGCGGGUCACAACGAGAAGGAUGAAAGGGGCAGGGGAGCGAGAAGGGAAGAUGAGAGAGGAAGAGAAGUGAGAAGGGGCAAAGACGGAAGGGGGUUGAGAAGGGACGACGAGAGAGAAAGGGGGUUGAGGAGGGACCAGGAGAGGGAAAGGGGAGUGAGAAGGGACGAUGUAGGGAAGGAUUUUCAGGCUGUGGGGACUGCAGGGAAAGAGCAGAAGAGAGAAGGACAGGGUAGAAGUGGAGAAGAGAGGCAGAGGGAUAGGGAUAGGAGAGCUGAUGGAAUGAAGGAUAGAUUCUGGAACAAGCGGAAGCACUCGAAUGAUUGGGACAGGGGCAGGGUAGUUGAGAGGAGGAGAGAGAGCAAAGGGGGUUGGGCAAGAGAGAGGGAUGGGCGGGGUGGAGGAGUGAUGAGGGAGGGGGGAAGUGGGCUGGGGAGAGAUGGAAUGGAGAAGGACAGAGCAGCUGGAAGAAGCAGAGAGGGGGAUGAAGAGAGGAUGAGAGGAAGGGCAGAUGGGAGGGUGAGGGAAAGGGAGGAAAACAAGGAGUUGAAGAGAGGGAGUGAAGGGAUCAAGGAGGGCAUGCAGCGGUGCGACAAGGAUGGAAGGCGACUGGAUAGGGAGGGGGAUUUGUCUAGAGAAAAGGGGAUUACACUCAAAAAGGGGAGGGAGGAUGCAAGGCAUGGAUCGAGCAUCCAGCAGGGUGAGAGGAGCUGGGUGCAUGAAAAGAAGGGCUUUAAUGCUCGUGAUGGGGGUUUGAGUGUGAAGGAGAGGGGGGGCUCGAGCACUGGAGGAGCGGCAGCAGGUGCAACGGACCAGGAGAGUGUGAGGAGGCGUGGGGAGGGGGAGAGGAGCAACAGCUGUGGGAGUGGUGCGGAACGGAAGCUGACAUUCCGACGGCAAGAGGGCGGUUUGCAUGAGAGGAAGACGGAAGAGAGCCAACAGAGCAAGCAGGAAGGGCGUGUGCACGAGUCGAGAAGAGAGGAAGAGGGGAAGAAGGUGGGAGCUGGUGGGCAGGAGGGUGGUGGAGGUCGUAGGGGGGGUGUGGGGGAGGAGAGCAGCAUGAAGCACCAUGGGUCUAGGAAGGAGCAGCAUGAAUACUCCGUGCGGCAUGACCAACCUCCAAAAACAUUCAGAGCUACUCGGAGAUAG
Messenger RNA from Closterium sp. Naga37s-1, 15000 nucleotides. The record is from the annotation of a GenBank genome assembly. Lineage: Eukaryota; Viridiplantae; Streptophyta; Zygnematophyceae; Desmidiales; Closteriaceae.